Molecule: messenger RNA, 1524 nt
Organism: Cordyceps militaris CM01
Lineage: Eukaryota; Fungi; Ascomycota; Sordariomycetes; Hypocreales; Cordycipitaceae
Exons: 2
Coding region: 1-1524 (507 amino acids)
Source: RefSeq, a predicted model, not a curated record
AUGACGAGCGCUGUGACGGCGCCGAUGCGCGCGGCCGGCUGGAACGUACGGCUGACGAUUGGUACCUGCGAACGCCCUCACGAGUUUGCAGGCGUAUACCAGAACCCUCGCGCGCCGACACUGACGUUUGCCGACAUCUGCGCCGAGCUAGCGCUAUGCUUUGAGAUUCCGCCGGGCGGUCAGGGCGAAACACAAGAGAAUAGCGAAAAUGCGAACAUUUCGUGGACCAACAGCAUCGCCUUUGCGCUGACCGAUAUCGCUGACGAGGCCGACGACAUAACCCAGUACCCAGCCUUCAUCACCCACGAGACCCUAGACAAGACAGUGCCGGGUCUGCCAUCGCCCAGCAUGCGAGAGCCAAGAAAUAUAACAUAUCACAUUGUGCUCCAUAGACCCUGCAGUCUUACUGCUGGCUUGCUUAAGGAUCAUCUUCAAGCACAAUGCGCUCACUACAUUUCCGACCCCCGCCGUUUUCACCACCCCUCGUACCUCCCGUACAAUAAGACGCCCUCGGAUCCUCGCCUCAGCGUGAUGCCCCUGCGACGCAAGCUCAAGGCUCGCUCUCAAUCGCCCCCUAAGCGCUCCGCCGGCUCGACUUCGCCUGACAAACCGGACGAGGGCGAGGGCGACGACCCCAGUAGCAUGCUCGCCCCCGCCAGCCUGGAUAUUGACAUGGACUCGGCUAAGAAGCAGAUCAGCCACUUUCGCAUGGCAUGCAUCGCCCAGGCCACCUGCUGCGCCGUGUCGGGCGACGGCGAGCCCUGGAGUUCGAUCCAGCCCAUCGGCCCGGGCGUGCAUGCCUGCCACAUUGUGCCGCAGCAGCACUUUCACCUCUAUCCGAUGGAGAAUGACAACGGAGACGGCACGCUCGAGGACAGUGCACGUCGCCUCUGCCAGGCGUGGCACAUGACAUGGAGCGCCGACAAUGGCAUCCUGCUCAUGAAGCACCUGCACGACUUCUUCGACUCGCGCCUCUUCUCCAUCCACCCGACCACACUGCGCAUCCGCAUCUUUGUGCCAUAUAAAGCGCUUGAACCGUACCAUGGGAAAAAGGCACAGGUGGCCCGAAGCGUCGACCGCAUGGCCCUCCGCCACCACUACGACAUGUGCUGCAUCGAAAAUAUGGCGGCCAAGCGCGCGACUCAGGAAAUACCGUCAUCAGUCGCGACGAGCAGGAUGAGCACGUCGGUCACGGGCGCCAGCCUCGUCCACACAGCCAGCGCAGGCAGCACGCCAUUUAACGGCCGGACGGACCUCCCGUUGACGCCCCCCUCUGGGCACACCUCAACGCAGACUGUGCCGGGCGAUCCGUCUAAGAGACGGCGGCCGGCCCAUGAAGAUGACCACGAUGCCGACGAUGACGACGAAGACGAAGACGAUGCUGAAGAUAAAAAUAAAGAUAGAAGAAAGCAAGUGCGACGAGAGGAACAGUAUGGCUUUGACAGCUACAUCACGCCGUACAACAGCCGCGCGUUCCUCGCCGACGUCAAUUGGGAGCUACGGAGACUUCAAGGGCCGCAAUAA